Messenger RNA from Frankliniella occidentalis (western flower thrips), 1054 nucleotides. RefSeq names its product deoxynucleoside triphosphate triphosphohydrolase SAMHD1-like. Gene Ontology annotation, biological process: dGTP catabolic process. Gene Ontology annotation, cellular component: nucleus. Bases 89 to 1039 code for a protein of 316 amino acids. Gene Ontology annotation, molecular function: dGTPase activity. The transcript has 8 exons. NCBI's taxonomy places the organism in Eukaryota, Metazoa, Arthropoda, Insecta, Thysanoptera, Thripidae. The record is from RefSeq and is a predicted model, not a curated record.
GCAUUGCGAUAACAAAAGUGCAUUUCCGCAUGGGGACUUGACUGAUCAAGACUUUCCCUACCAGGCCUAAGGCAACGGCGAGAUCAAGAUGGGAGACGAUAGACUGCAGCGUGCCCGCGAACGGGAUGAAGCAAAUAACACAGGUGCAAAGAUUUUCAAAGAUUCAGUUCAUGGUGUUAUGAAAUUUCCGAAACUGGUAGUAAAAUUCAUUGCUACUAAAGAAUUUCAAAGGCUGAGCAACAUAAAACAGCUUUCGACUCUCUAUAUGGUCUUUCCUGCGGCAGCUCACAACCGCUUCGAGCACAGUCUAGGUGUGUGUCACUUGGCAGGAGAACUUCUCACUCACCUUCAACAAAAUUCACCCGGCGUUUGGAACUGGAUUUUUGAUUCAGAAUCUGAAGGGGAAAGAGUGAAACUUGCCGUGCAACUAGCAGGCCUCCUUCACGAUCUUGGCCACGGGCCAUUUUCUCAUACAUGGGAAAAAUUUGUUCAUUCCCGUGGAGAAAAGUGGGAUCAUGAAGACUCAGCAGGUGACCUCCUCGAUCUAAUUAUAUGGGGAGACAGCAAUAAGACGCAACUAACAGAAGUUGGUGAAGCAUUCGAAAAGGAGUUCCUGGACGUGGACAAGUAUCUCCAGUUGAUAAAACACUUAAUAGAAGGAAAACGGGGAUUAGACCUCGUCAAUAAAGAUUAUGGCCUAGAGAAGAAAAGAGCCUUCAUUUACCAGGUUGUGGCAAAUAAAGUUAAUGAUGUAGAUGUUGAUAAAUUUGACUACUUUUUAAGGGAUGCGCAGCAUCUCAACAUGGGCAUUGCGUUUGACUACCAGAGGUUGAUGAACCAUUGUAGAAUUGAGAUUAAGAAUGAUACCACAAGCUUCAUAGCUUUUAGGGAUUGUGAAGCGUAUAAUUUACAGGCGUUAUUCAGAACCAGGGCUGACAUACACAUUCGUGCAUGUCAGCAUAGAGUUCACGUAUGCCUUGAGAAAAUGCUUAUUGAUGCAAUGACAUUGGCUGACAAGAGCGACUUUAAAGUUGGGUAAGUUCACAAACAAAAA